Messenger RNA from Phycodurus eques (leafy seadragon), 4055 nucleotides. It is a transcript of the gene tomm34, whose product is annotated as translocase of outer mitochondrial membrane 34. NCBI's taxonomy places the organism in Eukaryota, Metazoa, Chordata, Actinopteri, Syngnathiformes, Syngnathidae. The record is from RefSeq and is a predicted model, not a curated record. The coding region runs from base 187 to 1152 and encodes 321 amino acids. Gene Ontology annotation, cellular component: mitochondrion; cytosol. Gene Ontology annotation, molecular function: heat shock protein binding. The transcript is spliced from 7 exons.
AUUUAGCGCUUGCAGCGUCAGUACGACCAGAAGACUGACAACCACGAUCAGCAGGGAGGAAAAAACAGGCCCUUGGAGGAAUGACUCUGUCGUUUACGCCAGCGAGUUAAUGACAUUUUAAAACGUUACGCCCCGAACCUUUCUCGCCGAAGCCGCUACUGAGCGUCCUAAAGCCGGAAAGCAAGAAUGACACAGAAAACGAAAGUGAAGCCUUGGGCCGAGCUCAAGCAAGCCGGCAAUGAAUGCUUUAAGGCGGGCCAGUACGGAGAGGCCACCCGCUACUACAGCCAGGCCAUCGGCGAGCUACACAAGUCUAAUCCAAAGAAUGUGGAGGAUUUGAGCGUGUUGCACUCAAACCGCGCCGCCAGCUACCUCAAAGAAGGAAACUGUGCAGAAUGUUUCAAGGACUGCAACAUUUCUCUGGAGUUGGUACCGUUCAACGUGAAGUCGUUGCUGCGCCGGGCCGCCGCCUCAGAGGCUCAGGAGCGUUACCGGCAGGCCUACGUGGACUACAAGACCGCACUGCAGCUGGACGCACACAUUGUGGCGGCGCACGACGGAGCAAACAGGAUGACAAAAGCGCUGACGGAGGCAGACGGUCCGGCGUGGCGAGAGAAGCUCCCCACCAUCCCCGUCGUGCCUCUGGCUGUCCGAGAGAAGCUCAGACGAACGGCCGGGACCGCGCCGCCGCAACACAACGGCGCCGCGCAGAACCACAAUCUAGCGGGCGAGGACGUACAGCGAGCCAAGUUGCUCAAGGAGGAAGGAAACGCACUGGUAAAGAAAGGGGAGCACGCCCGGGCCGCUGACAAAUAUACACAGAGCCUCCUCCACCAUGCCAAAGAGGCUGCCACCUUCACCAACCGGGCGUUGUGCUACCUGGCGCUGAAGCGCUACCGCGAUGCAGCCACUGACUGUGAUGCAGCGCUCGCCAUUGACGGCGCCAACAUCAAGGCGCUCUACCGACGGGCGCAGGCGCAUAAGGAGCUCAAGGACGUGAAAAGUUGCGUCCGAGACCUCAACAAGCUCCUGGAGCUGGAGCCAAACAACACUGCCGCCAUCAAGCUGCUACAGGAAGUACAAUUACAACAACAGAAACAACCACCACCUCCGCAGGAGAAAAAGAAGAAGUCAAAGACCAAGAAGAAGUGACCACCUGACGCGCAUUUGUUCGGGAACAAAAGUGGGCGGAGUUCGGUCCACAAAGACAACCAAUCAUGAAGCAGUCCGCUCCGUCAAUGUCACUACUGGCGCCACCCAUCUUUUUGACCCAAGUGCCUGAAACCUCCUCCAUCACUGGCGUCUUUGAGCUUUUUCAUUAGUCGUCCCCUUCGAUCGCUUCUUUUUGGGCUCCUUUCAUCCUCAUUGCUCAGUUCACCGUUUCCUUUCGUAUAGUCUUUGAUCUUCAUUGGUUGUGGCUUAGCUGUCGUUUUUUUAAAUCGUCCUUCGUUGGCGCCAUCUUUUAUGCCGUGUCUUCGAGCUCGAUGUCACGGAUCUACUUUCGCCUCAGCUUUUUGGUCCAUUGAUCUCUCAAUCAGUCAGCGCUGCUUUCAUUUGGAUCCCCUUAAUCUUGUCAUGUCCUUGCUUCAUUGGUCUCAUUCAAUUUAGUCUUUUGAUGUUUUAGUCUCCUUGUGGUGUGUUUUAGAUGACACGUCUUCAUUCUUCAUCUAGGGAUGUCAAAUCUCACGCUCAUCGCAGCUUUGAUAUUGUUGCCUGUGAUCACACCUUUGUUGGUCAUUUUUUCAUCUAAUCCCAUCUUCGAUCCUGGAUGUUCCUCACUCCAGGUAAACGUGACACCAGUUAUCACGCAAAAUGUUUCUUUGUCCCCCGGCAGACGGAAACGCAGCCUUCCGAUUGGCCCGCAGAAGCGAUGUUAGCGGCAACAUCUUCAAACUCUUCAGAACCUACUCAUUUUGGAACUGAUGAUUGUGAUAAUGUAGUGUGUUGGCAAAAAAAAAAUAAAAAAUAAAAAAAUCACAUUUUCAAGACCCGAUAAAUCUUUGACAUUAAAUGUUUUUGUACAUUUUUUUGUGUCCUUGUCGUCAACACGUAAAAGCUGAAAGACAAAAUCAUCCGGGCGGGGGACGUACCCUUAAGUCAAACAAGCAAAUUAGUUUUUCUUGAUUUGAUUUAAAGUGGGUUAAAAAAAAAAAAAAAAGCUUCUGCAGCUUUUUUUUUUUUUUGGUCAGUGGAUGAAAAUAUUUUUGAUCCAGCAAACCAAAAUUAAGAGUGGAAUGUCCAUGACCAAUCACGCUUGUUAGCGUGUAUUAGGACAACUUUCAUAAAAUGGUGGCUUGAUACGGUCUCUGGUCACUAUGGAAACCAGUCCAACUUGACAAAAUGCCUGUUCUACAGUGCCCUCCAAAAGUAUUAGAACAGCAAGGUCAAUUCCUUUGUUUUUGUUUUAGACAAAAGUUCAGAAUUCCACCUUUUAUUUCAUGGCACUUACAUCUAGAUGUGUUCAACAACUCAGGACAGAGCACCGUUUGUUUGAAGCCACCCACUUUCCAAGUCAGCAAAAGAAAGUAUUGGAACAUAUGAAAUGAACUUCAAGUGAAUAUUUGGUGGCAUAAUCCUUACUUGCAAUAUUCACUUCACCAGACUGUUGCAUUCUUCAUUUGAAAUGCUUUUCUAGGCCUUUACUGUAGCCUCUUUCAGGUCUUGUUUCUCCCUUCAGUCUCCUCUUCAGGAGGUCAAAUGCAUGCUCUAUUGGGUUAAGGUCUGGUGAUUGACUUAACCUUCCAUCCCCCCCAUGAAGUCCUUUGUUGUGCUGACAGUGUGUUUUGGGUCAUUGUCUUAUUGCAUGAUGAAGCUUCUCCCGAUUAGUCUGGAUGCACUUUUCUGUAAAUUGCCAGACAAAAGGGCAUUGUAGACUUGAGAAUUCAUUCUCCUGCUCCCAUCAUCAAUAAAGAUUAGUGAGCCCGUUCCAGAAGCAGCCAUGACAUGCCUCCACCAUGCUUCACAGAUAAGCUUGUGUGUUUUGGAUCAUGAGCCAGAUCCUCUCUUUCUCCAUAAUUUGGCCUUUCCAUCACUCUGCUAGAGGUUCAUCUUGGUCUCAUCAGUCCAGAAAACCUUGUUGAAAAACCUUUGUGGCUCAUCUCUCUACUUCUUUGCAAAAUGCAAUCUGACCUUCAGGUUCUUUUUGCUGAUGAGUGCUUUGCGUCUUGUGGUAUGGCCUGUAUAUUUCUUCUACAGUGGAUUGUGAUACCUUCACCCCUGUCCUGUUGAGGUUGGCAGUCAUGCCACUGACUGUUGUCUUUGGUGUUUCUUCACAGCUCUCACAAUGUUGCUGUCGAUACCCUUGGCCGACCUAUUCGAUGUCGGUUUCUCAGUACACCAGUAGUUUCCUUUUUUAGGACGCUUUGAAUUGUUGCACCAGCUAUGCCCAAUGUUUUUGCAAUAGCUCUGAUCGAUUUUCUCUCAGCUUCAAAAUGGUUGGCUUUUCUCCCAUAGACAGCUCUCUGGUCUGCCUGUUUUCACAACAGCAAAUGCAGUUUUCACAGGUGAGACCCAAAGCCAAGAAAACAACACAACAGCAAAUGCAGUUUUCACAGGUGAGACCCAAAGCCUCAACCUUUGGGUGUCUUUUGGUUUCUCUGGUUGUUCCUGAACUUUUGGGGUCCAAUUUAUUUAUUUUGUUUUUGUUUCCAUCUUUUAAUUUCCAAAACGCUGGUAAACUUUUGGAGAGGUCCCGGAACCUUUGGGCUCUGAUCUUUAUGUUCCUAAACUUUGAGUGUGUGGUUCCUGGAGCCUUUGGGGUCAGAUUUUUAUUUUUUAGUUCUUCAACUUUUGGGGUCUAAUAUUUAAUUUCUGAAACCUCUCGUAAUCUGAUCUGUUAGUUCCUGGAAAUUUUCGAGAGGUCCGGUAAACUUCGGGAUUGUGAUUGUUUAGGUCUUCGAUGUUUUAGUUCCUAAAAUGCUUUAUGUGGUGCUUGGGUGUUCUCCCCCUGGCGCCCCCCUCGAGUCUAUGAGCAAACGAGCAUUACGAGCAUGAGUGGGACGAAAAGGAGAAGUCGUGAGCAUUGUUGUUGAAAAUAAACACACAGUUUAAUAACC